Homarus americanus (American lobster) is the source of this 3801-nucleotide messenger RNA. RefSeq names its product dihydroorotate dehydrogenase (quinone), mitochondrial-like (gene Dhod). The coding region runs from base 102 to 1304 and encodes 400 amino acids. Gene Ontology annotation, biological process: 'de novo' pyrimidine nucleobase biosynthetic process; pyrimidine ribonucleotide biosynthetic process. Gene Ontology annotation, molecular function: dihydroorotate dehydrogenase activity. The transcript has 8 exons. Lineage: Eukaryota; Metazoa; Arthropoda; Malacostraca; Decapoda; Nephropidae. The record is from RefSeq and is a predicted model, not a curated record. Gene Ontology annotation, cellular component: cytoplasm; mitochondrial inner membrane.
GUUGAGGAAUAAACGCCAGCGCCGGUUGUGUCCCUGAGUGGAGCUGAAUUGGCUUCAUUAACAAGCAGUGAAACUACACUUAGCAGGUAGUACUGUGAAGGAUGAUGGGGCUCACAAGCAGACUCUUCACCAAUAAGGUGUUUAAGAAAAAAAUCACCGAUAUCUUUAAAGUUGCUGUUGGUGGAGGAGUGGUUUUUGCAGGCAUCAAUGUCUACUUCAAAAAUGAGAAGUUUUAUGACACAUGGAUUAUGCCUGUUUUCUCUCUACUGGAUCCUGAGACAUCACACACCUUGGCAGUGACUGCAGCCAAGUAUAACCUGGUGUCUGAAGUUAAACUGAGAGAGUCUAAACUCCUGGCGUGUAGUGUACUGAACCUGUCCUUCAAGACACCCAUUGGUCUCGCAGCUGGGUUUGACAAAAAUGGGGAAGCUGUAGAAGGACUGGCCAACAUGGGUUUUGGUUUCAUUGAGGUGGGCUCAGUGACCCCCUUACCCCAGCCAGGCAAUCCCAAGCCUCGGGUGUUUCGCUUACCUGAGGACCAAGGUGUCAUUAAUAGAUGUGGUUUUAACAGCGAGGGUCAUGAGGCUGUUUAUGAGCGCUUGUCCCUGUUGCCUCCUCCAGGGAACAGAAAAGCAAUCUUGGGUAUCAACCUCGGGAAGAAUAAGACCGCACACGAUCACGUGCAUGAUUUUACUCUUGGGGUUGAGAAGUUUGGUCCAAUAGCAGAUUACCUUGUUAUCAAUGUUUCCAGCCCCAACACUCCAGGACUGAGAAAUUUACAGCACAGGGAGGAGUUGGAGGAGUUAAUUGAGGCUGUGGUGACAACCCGAGACAGUUUACCGGGCACACACAAACCCCCUCUCCUGCUGAAGAUUGCACCAGAUGUUUCAGAAGAUGACAAACAGAACAUAGCAAAUGUUGUCUUAAGGAGCAAAAAGCGGAUCGAUGGGCUGAUCGUGAGCAACACAACAGUUACCAGACCAACAUCACUUCAGAGUCCGGACAAAGAGGAAGUGGGAGGCCUCAGUGGUCAGCCCCUCAGGACUAUGGCUACACAUGCCAUCAGAGACAUGUAUCGUCUCACACAUGGGUCAGUGCCUAUCAUUGGUGUGGGUGGUGUUGCGAGUGGCCACGAUGCUUAUGAGAAGAUCUGCGCAGGAGCCAGCCUUAUCCAGCUCUACACUGGUCUCAUCUACCAUGGUCCACCUCUGGUAGUAAAAGUCACUAGUGAACUUGAAGAGCUUUUGAGACGUGAUGGAUUCAGCACAGUGACUGAGGCAGUUGGAGCGGAUUGCAAACAGUGAACAGUGUCUUUGGCUAUUCUUAUAUGUAACUUUCUCCCCUGAGAAAUCCUUUAUCUAAUUAACCAAAUAGGGAUUUGUUGCAUUUCCCCUUGGUAUUUAUAAUCUUAUUAACUUAAUGAACUGUAAGUCAUUGCAGCACUCCCAAAAAUUAGGUACUAAGAAUACCUCAGUGGAGUAUGCCAGGGAGUGAUUAAUGGACCACACACAUAUUGGAGAAGAAUCAUGAAGGAAAGCAGAAGACUGAUGCCAGAGAUGUGUGGGAAGGUUAGGUUACAUUGAAUUGAGUUUAGCAACAAUUUAUUUUCAAAAUUAAUAUUAUUGUCUGUGUUACACUUGGGACUGAGUAUCAGUUGACUUGACCCUGAAAGUUUCACCAUGACAAACAGGUUUCUGUAGGAAGUUGUACAAGUUUGGGAUCCUUUUUCUUGCAUCCCUUUAUCCAAAGGGUCCAAAAACCGGCAACUGUAGCUGUGGGUAGGAAUUUGAAAUGUGUGCCUAGUAGUUCAUCCAAGCUGCCGUUUUGAUUCGGUGGAGCCACCGAUGCAGCACUUCAGGUUAAGAGUUUGGUUUGCGUAAACACACAUCUUGCAUUUGACCCAGGGAUAUGAAUUCAGGGUACAGUGAUGAGAGGCAAGCAUGUUACUGCUAAACCACCAACACAUUAACUCAUUUCCUUCCAUUGUACUUGUACCGGUAUACUUGUUCAUUAAUCAUACUUUACUGAGACUAAAUAUUGAGGUUUUUUGCAGUGUGAAUAAGGUAAAACAGGGUAAUUAGGGAUGGCCACAAUCCAGGUAAGACACCAGAUUAUAUUAGGAUGAGUGAGUUGCAACUAGAGAGUAUCUAUCAUGCUGCUGCUGCCUAAUGUUAUUAGUUGGGGUUACAUUCCAAGGGGUUAUUUUUUAUGACAUUUUGCUCAUGUAAAUGCUACUGUACAUCACUUAUAACAUGUAAAAAAUUAAUUAAUUAAAAUAAUGCAUAAAACACUGAGAUUUACUUCGAACAAAGUGUUUUGAGGAACAUGCAGUUCCAGAGUUACAACCUCCUGACUUACAGACACUCGCACUUAUGAACGGGAUCCCAAUAUAUUCAUCACAAAAAAUUGGUAACUGAAAUCCCAUUUUUACAUUACUUUCAUUGUUCUAUAUUGUUUAACAUGAUUUUAUUUACAGUAUUUACAUUAUUUGUUAUGUAUGGGAUAUUUUGUUGUCUUGUAUGGGCAGGGUUGUGUUUUAACCUGACCUAAACUAUGGAAUUAACACUGUUCUGACUUAUGAACAGGGUCCAGGAAUGUAACUUGGGGACUGCCUGUACUUUGAAUGAAAAAACAAAAAAACAUGAAACACUGGAAAUUAUAUUAAAUACAGUAUUGAAAUAUGAAACAUUAGAAAUGUUUAAAUAUUGAGAUGUAUGUUGAACAAAGAUUUUAGGAAUUUUGUACUAAAAAAAAUUCAAAAUGCUUUAAACAAUGUUUAUAGAAUUUCCAGGAAGGGAACAGAAAAUUAAUUAAAAAAUAGAAAAACGUCAGCAAUGGUGUUAACCUUUGAGAAAUAUUGAUAUCUACUUUGGAAGAAGCUUAGAAAAAUAAAAAAAUGUAACUGUCAGAUAGGAUGUUAAACAUCAAGCCUAGAGCUCUUGCAAUAUACACAGCUUGUUCCCCCUUUUCAAAAUGCAUAUCACCUGUGAUUUCUUGAAUUUCAGCUCCAAGGAAAUAAUGUGCAUAUGUAAGAUAGCCCCCAUGGUGUGAUGAAAGUGCCAAGGCAGAAUAAUUUCUUCCUAAGUAUUAGGCAGAAAUUUUGAGUUGCUGAAGCUUCUAGUGAAAGAUACCUCAGUGAAGUGUUUUGAGUGAGACACUGUCAAUGAUUUUAAGAUGCAAAAAGAGAAGUUACUUAAAUCCUGUGGUGAUAGUAAUUUACCCAAGCAAAUUGGUUUUAUUUUAUGUUGGUACAUUCUAGACUCUGUGCUCUAAAAUACAGAAGAAAAAACAUCUGGAUCUCCUUGGGUUUAAAGCUUCCCAGAUAAGGGAUCCUAUACUUGUACAAUGUGCAGAAAAAAUAACAAAAUAAUAAAGUACCCAAAAUAGUUAAUACCAAAAAAUUUACCAGAGUAAGUAUUGCUAUGUUCUUACUUCCCAGUAGUAUUAACAUUGGGGUAAAUAAUGAAACUAUGUUUGUGUUUGGAAGUUAACUUUAAUACAGUACUGUAUUGUAUAUUAGAAUAUUUAAUGUGUUAAACAGUCAACUGAAUGAGUUUAGUGGAUCACCUUCCAUAUAAUCCAUAAAACAGCUGUACUCUAUAUACUGUACUGAAAAUUUUAUACUUCUGAACUUGUCAUAUAGCAUUUCCUCAUCAUAAAGUUCCUUACAGGCGAGAUGAGAAAAAUAGCACCACACGCAUUUUCCAAUACAAGGGAAAUAGAAGAACUAUUACUAAUACAGUUAUUUUUAUAUAACAUUAUGUACUUUAUAUUUUAUACAAAAUAAAUCUACCAACCUUU